ACUCUAUCGCCUCGAGAUCCUCCAGUCAUUGUAUUCGUGCAGAUUCGUGCGCCUAUCAUGUUUCGUGACGUACUUUUGUUGAUCGCGAGUGCAUUCAUAGGCAGCGGAGCGGUGUCAAUGUAUGUAAAUUGACGACGUUAGUUAAAAAAAUUGGUGUACUGUAGUCUGUCCAAAGUGUUUUUCCCAGCCUUAAUAUCGCCGAGAGGGAAUCGGUAAUCGCGUCAUUAUGGAUCAGGAGGAUGUUCUAACGAUACUGAAAAUUCUCAUGAUAGGUGAAUCUAACGUGGGAAAGUCGAGCAUACUCCUGAGAUUCACCGAUGAUGAAUUUUGCGAGAAUAUGCAAAGCACAGUCGGGAUGGAUUACAAAACCAAGCACAUAGUCAUCGAUGGCAAUACAGUGAAGCUUGCAAUUUGGGAUACUGCAGGUCAAGAGCGAUUUCGUACCUUAACACCCAGUUACUACAGAGACGGUCAGGGUGCUAUUUUAAUGUACGAUGUCACGGAUCGAAAUACUUUUGUAAAAUUAGAGACAUGGCUUAAUGAAUUAAAUACAUACUGCAAUAGAACAGAUAUUGUAAAGAUGGUAGUGGGUAACAAAAUAGAUCUGCCACAUAGAGAAGUGAGUACCGAGGAAGGUCUGCAAUUUGCCAGAAGACAUCAGACCUUGUACAUUGAGAGUAGUGCAAAAACAGCAGAUGGCGUCAAGUGUUGCUUCGAAGAACUUGUACAAAAGAUUAUACAAACACCUGGCCUAUGGGAUACUUACUCUACACGAUUGUACGACAAUGGCAGCAUGGGUGGUGUGAGGCAUCGAAUGGGAAAAAGAGGAAUGCAGUUGGUCAACGAUCAACCACAGCAAGAUGCAGCCUCAAAUUGUUACUGCAGUUUGCUAUAAUCAUGGUGUUAUAAAAAAAUGCAUGUUUGUUACGAUAAAUGUGUUAAGAAUGAGAGACUGCACAAAAAAGUAAAUUCUGAAAAACAAUAUGGAAUAUAUCACAUGGUACAUCAUCACUUCAUAUAUGCUAUGCAUUCGAAUCUUACAAAACUUAUUAGAAAAUAGUUUUGUAAGAUGUGCUUUUACACUUACAUUCAUAUACACAUACCAACUAUUGUUGGAAACUAAAUCUUGAAUCUGAUGUAAAAAUCUAUGGUGUAAAAAAAAUUAAUGAAAUUUUCUUUAUGUAAACACAAUAAUGUAUUA
This is a messenger RNA of Nylanderia fulva, 1201 nucleotides long. Its product is annotated as ras-related protein Rab-18-B. Gene Ontology annotation, molecular function: GTPase activity; GTP binding. Lineage: Eukaryota; Metazoa; Arthropoda; Insecta; Hymenoptera; Formicidae. The record is from RefSeq and is a predicted model, not a curated record.